Molecule: messenger RNA, 918 nt
Organism: Triticum turgidum subsp. durum (durum wheat)
Lineage: Eukaryota; Viridiplantae; Streptophyta; Magnoliopsida; Poales; Poaceae
Source: the annotation of a GenBank genome assembly
AUGGCGGACGCGAAGCAGCAGCAGGCCGCGGCGCCCACCGGCGUCUGGAAGACGAUCAAGCCAUUCGUCAAUGGCGGUGCCUCCGGGAUGCUCGCCACCUGCGUCAUCCAGCCCAUCGACAUGAUCAAGGUGAAGAUCCAGUUGGGUGAGGGAUCUGCAGCUCAGGUCGCAAAGACCAUGUAUGCUAAUGAGGGCCUUGGUUCCUUUUACAAGAUGAUGUUUGGUUUGUCAGCUGGUUUACUAAGGCAAGCGACCUAUACGACAGCUCGUCUUGGAUCCUUCAGGGUUUUGACAAACAAAGCAAUUGAGGCAAAUGAUGGGAAGCCAUUGCCACUUGUUCAGAAAGCUUUUAUUGGUCUGACUGCUGGAGCGAUUGGCGCAUGUGUGGGCAGUCCUGCUGAUUUGGCACUCAUUAGGAUGCAAGCUGACUCGACCCUACCAGCAGCACAGCGGCGUCACUACAAGAAUGCAUUCCAUGCACUCUACCGUAUCACCGCUGAUGAAGGCGUCCUUGCGCUUUGGAAGGGUGCAGGCCCAACUGUGGUGAGAGCCAUGUCACUGAAUAUGGGUAUGCUUGCGUCCUAUGAUCAAAGUGUUGAGCUGUUCAGAGACAAAUUGGGUGCCGGAGAAUAUCAGACUGUUAUUGGAGCCAGUGCCAUUUCUGGAUUCUGUGCGGCUGCUUGCAGUCUGCCCUUUGAUUACGUGAAAACACAAAUUCAGAAGAUGCAACCUGAUGCCACUGGCAAGUACCCAUACACUGGGUCUUUGGACUGCGCCAUGCAAACCUUGAAGACCGGUGGCCCAUUUAAAUUCUACUCCGGCUUCCCUGUAUAUUGUGUCAGGAUCGCCCCGCAUGUCAUGAUGACGUGGCUCUUCUUGAAUCAAAUCCAGAAGUACCAGAAGAAGAUCGGCAUAUAA